GUAUAUAGAUAUUUGAAGUAUGUUUUGUCUACAGAUUUUAGUGAUACACUUCCCAAUGAGAAAUACUUGAUAUAACCACACAGAGGAGUGAGAUAACUAAAAUGUUACAGAAAAUUUUCUACUUUACCUGAAAAACGCAAGUUCAUUUCUUUAAGACGUAAAAAUGUCUUGAAGGCGUAACUGCCAGUGACGUUACGAAAGCAACAAGACCUCCUGCCAUAAUUAAAGACAAGGUCGUGUACCGUCUGGGCAAAUAUUAAUAGAAGAAAACAAUAGAUGAAGUUCUAAAUAUAUACCACGGCCGCAGAUCGUGAAGGACGAACUCUUCCAUCAUUAAAAUACAGUUAAGAAAUACCAUCCGCAAAGUUUUCCCAAUUAACCAAACACAUGCGUGUAUUAACAUCUUCAAACACAGGUUUUCAAGCCCGACAUUGUCCAAACAGACCAUUCUUGUUUGACGCUGGGAGGUUAUAUGGUGGAGAACGUACUUUUUUACUUUCAAAACCACGUGCUCGAACGAGAUGCCCGAAUCUUUUUGUGAAAAUAGGUCUUCUUUUGAGUUAUGCACCUAAAAUAUAUGACAAAAAUCAAAGCAGUCUGUGUUUUACAUUUCCUGCAUUGUGUAACCAAUGUUUUUUUGUAAAUUCCUAAUUUUAAAAAUGUCUCUGUCUGAGACAUAGUAAAGCCCAGUUAUAUUGGGCAGCAAGCAAUGCACGGGCGGGACCCCAGGCUAUUGUGAAGUAGGCAGUUGUUGAGUAAAAUGAUCGUUCCAACUCACAUCUGGAGCCUGGCUCUGUCCGUCCUGAAUCUGGUCUCCCGAGUGGCCCUGUCUGACUCCUCCUUCAAGUCCCGUCUCCCGGAUUACCGAGACCACGCAUGCGCCCGUGAGUGCGAGGAGGACGGUGCCCCUUUGACCUGCCAGUACGACUUCACCCUAGAAUACUACUACACCCUGACCCAAGCGUGCUAUGGCUGCCCCUAUAACACCACCGACUGCUUCCGGCCCCACUGCGUGGCGGCUGACGGGGUGUCACGGGGGAUAAUGACCGUCAAUAGAAUGAUGCCUGGCCCCGCGAUACGUGUGUGUGAAGGCGAUACAAUCAUUGUAAAUGUCAAAAACAAGCUGGAGGGAGGGGAGGGAACUGCGAUUCACUGGCACGGGAUUCUUCAGAGUAAGACGCCCUACAUGGACGGGGUGGCGAUGCUGACCCAGUGUCCCAUCAACAGACACCAAACAUUCCAGUACAAGUUUUUAGCCGAGACUCCGGGUACCCAUUUUUGGCACGCCCAUGCUGGUUUACAAAGAGCAGACGGCGUGUUUGGCGCUCUUGUUAUUCGUCAGCCAAAAUCACGUGACUAUCAUUCUGCCCUCUAUGAUCAUGAUUUGCCGGAACAUACCAUUUUACUCAACGACUGGAUCGGUGAAAUGGGCGCCUCACGAUUUGCUGGUCACCAUCAUGCUAUGACAGAACAUCUCCCAGAAUCAAUUUUGAUCAAUGGACGGGCAACACUUAAAACCUUUCCACCCCGCUCAGAAGGCGGCGCUCACAAUGGUCAUGGAGGUCACGUGAUGCCUAUGGAAACCAAUGGACAUCAACUAGCAGGCCAUUCAAUGCAUGAAUCUAGUGGUAAUCAACACAACGAUCACGCGAUGCAUGAAUCGAGCGGAAACCAACAUUCAGAUCACAUGAUGCGCGAAUCAAGCGGAAAUCAACAUUCAGAUCACAUGAUGCAACAUGAGUCAAGCGGAAACCAACAUGCAGGUCACAUGAUGCACGGAUCAAGCGGAAACCAACAUGCAGGCCACAUGAUGCACGGAUCAAGCGGAAACCAACAUGCAGGCCACAUGAUGCAAGAGCCAAACGGCCAUCAAAUGCCCAUGCAUAGCAACGAUAAUGGUGUCCGGCAGACAACAAGCAGUGAUAACGAAAAUUCCAUGGACUCUCUUCCGACGACUAAUCCUGCAAUGCAUAACAUGCACAACAUGCAUAACAUGCACACAUUGGGAAUGCCGACCACGCAUGGUGACCACAGUAUGGGAAUGAACACAAUGGGGAUGAACGGAGGCGAUCACAGCAUGCACAAUAUGAACUCUAUGGGAAUGAACAACGGUGAAGGCCAUAUGAACAAUGGCGACAACGAAAUGCCCAGUGCUAUGGAGUCUCUAACAACGCUUUCGAACUCGGAUCUGGAACAAAUGCUGGCCAAUUCCGAACACCAAAUGCAUCAGAUGCACCAGAUGUCCAUGCGCAGGCGACGAAGUGCCAAUGAAAACUCUGUCACCGCUCCAACAACCAGUGACGAUUCGGAUAAACCGUCCCCUUCACCUGUCCCCGUCCAAACGCCACAUUCCAUUCUUAUGGUUAAACAAGGCCAGCGCUACAGGUUUAGAGUGGCCAGUAAUGGCGUCAACAACUGCCCUAUCGAAUUCUCUGUCGACAAUCACACCAUCAUCGUCAUCAGCUCCGACGGUACCCCUUUCAAACCCGUUCAUGUUCAGUCUUUCAACAUAUUUGCUGGAGAGCGAUACGACUUUAUACUCAACGCUAAUAAACCAAGUGGUAAUUAUUGGAUUCGGACUCGUGGUCUCGCUGAUUGUGGGUCCGAUUACAACUCUGUUAGUCAAACUGCCAUCUUGCGAUAUGAAGGUGCAAUGCCCAUGUUUCCAAAGGAGUCCACAGAUUAUGAUGCCAUGGAGAGAUCUGGAAUGAAAUUGAAUCCAUUCAACAAGAAUUCUGAUUCACACACGAUGAAUGUAGACCGCAUGGAGUCUCUUAUCCCUGACGACAUCUCGCUCAAGGUCAAACCAGACCGAGUGUUCUAUCUGGGAAUGGAUUUCAAUAUGAUAGAGAAUUAUCGGUUUAACGAUCCCGACUUCUACCCUCUCCAGCACAUGAUGCACAAAGAAGGAGGAGGGGGACACGCCCAUCACAUGUUUUCGCCCCAGAUCAACAAGAUCUCCUACUCAGCCCCUCCUUCGCCGCCACUCAGUCAAUACACCAAGGACAUGGAGGAUAGCUUUUGUGAUCAUAAUUCUUUCAAAGAAAAGAAUUGCAAAAAAGAGUUGUGUGAAUGCACGCACAGAGUCAAGAUCAAGCUUGGAGAGGUCGUAGAAAUGGUGCUAGUAGACGAAGGAAAGCACAUGGACAACAACCACCCAAUGCACAUGCACGGAUACAACUUCCGGGUUGUUGCCAUGGAGAAGUUGGGCAAUAGUACUUCUGUCGAACAUGUGCGCUUACUGGAUGAUAUGGGAUUGAUUAACAGAAAGUUACAUCGAGCCAUCUCAAAGGAUACUGUUACCGUACCAGAUGGAGGUUACACUAUCAUCAGGUUCCAUGCCACCAAUCCAGGAUUUUGGUUAUUCCAUUGUCACAUCGCCUUCCACAUGGAAAUGGGGAUGAGUAUGGUCAUCCAAGUAGGAGAACCGGAACAGAUGCCUAAACCUCCCCCGAAUUUCCCGCGCUGUGGCGACUGGACGCCCAAGGAGCAGGAGCAGCCCGAGGAGAAUCUCUGCCCUUCGCCGCCGCCGCCACCGUCGGCCGCCAACUUCGCAAUAGAUCCGCCAACGUCCACCGCCGCACCUGUGGUCACUACCAGCUCGCCUCGCCCCUCCGACACCAUUUCUUCUACAGUCCCGCCUUUGCAUCAGAUUUACCUGGGUGGAAUCCAACAGACAACUGAUGUUAAUUUGAAGGAUGUUACACUUCACUACGCGUUGCUUGUAUGGAUGACCGGGAAAAAGAACACCCUGAAGUCUCAAAAAUCACCCACUGCUACGCUCGGAGGUCAUGGCCACCAUCUAACUAAUAGCGGAAAGAAACUCAAACAUCAUAAAAAGCACAAAAAACUCUCAGUGGGUCAUCCAAAAACAGAUCCUUAUGGAGGUCAGUCCAAAUCUAACCUCACCAAACAUCAGUUCCACAAAUCAUCAUCCAACAAGCCGGCGGCGCCCCAUAACCUUCCACUAAUGAGCAUCAAAUCAGCCAAGGUGCCAAGCUCAUCCAAAAGCAGCAUGAUCGAGCUCACAAACCUACCCAAAAUGAUCGUGCCAGCUCACUAUAUCAAGAAAAUCAUCUCCGACCAGAGUGUGCAAAAGAAAAGCAGAAAUGGGUCCUUCCACCCGAGAGGAAGGAACAUGGCAAAUAGAGAGCAUGGAGGAAGAUUGUCCACUUCAAUGGGAACCAUUGGCAGACAAAAUAUUACUUUGCAUGCUGUUAACAACCAAAGGCAGGCAGCCUACCACGAAAGAUCCAGAGGAUUCCCUAAACCCGUGCGAGGAGGGCCGACUGUUUUGAACACUAUGUCUUCGCCGAAAAUAGACAGGCAUACAAACGAUUUACAGAAAACAUUGCCAAUCAGAAAUAGAAAUCACAAUGAUCGAUUCGGAAAGUUACGAAACUUGUCAGCAGCAAGACAUAGAACUAGUCACAGUCUAUCGCGUGUGAAGAGAGAAUUAGUGAAUAGACUCCUUUUAAAGUCGUCUCCUUUAUGAUGAAUAGGUUUACACCAAGUGGUACAGAAAUCCAACCCUGCUUCUCAAACGAGAUGAGAGAGAAUCGACACAAAUUUCAGGAGGGCAAACUUGAGAAUUUUACGUUAAGUGGACUCUUUGUCUUUCAACUCUAAAAACGUAAAAUAAAAACUCAGUUCACCUCUGUCGAUUGAUCACGUCUGUGUCAAAUUAGCCAGGAAAUGACGCAGUUGAUUACGUCAGCAAGCUAGAUUAGGCACCGGUGGAUGACGGAAGCAUGCUGUUCAUUGGAUCGGGUUUUGUUGCUCAGCGGAAGGGAAUAAUGGUUUUCAAUGAACCAUAAUAUAUUUGUUGCCGUGUUUUAAUUCAUUUAUUUAUAUCGGAUUCAUAGAAACCUUUUCUGGGAUUAUUAUAUAAUUUUUGACGAACUGAAGUAAUAGAAAACUUACUUGUAAGUUUUGCAUAUCUGAUAUAGGUUUGUUUUGAUUUUCAUAUUCUAUUCAUUACUCAUAAUAUUCAUGAUUUUUGUUUUUCAAAUUUUUGCUUUGUAAAAUUGUUAAGGAACUCUUUUUACGGAUAUAUGAUUGUUUUCGAGUUUACAAAAAGAUUGUUUUAUAUAAUGAUGUACACAUGUUUUCAUUUUGGUGCAAUAAUAGAAUGUAUCCCCUUAACCAUCUUACUGUAUUCCAUGUAUGUAUGAGUUCGAGAAUGUUUGUUUCGUUUUACUUUUUUGCCUUGUUUUGUGAAUUACUCUUCAGUUUUGUCAAAUAUUUUUCGUAUAUUUGUAAAUGAAGAGUAUUUUGGGAUUUUUGCCUGCUUGAUGCAAAAUAUAUACAAUAAUUAACAUUUGAAUAGAUAUUUGAGAUGAAAAAAAAGUUUCUUAUAUCUUUAUAAAUUUACAAUUUUGAAGUUUAUUUUUGGAGUCGCGUCUUCAAUCAGUAAGUCUUUAUUUAUACAAUCUCAUUACGCUUUAUAUACAUGUAAUACCCUAAUUUGGUUUUCAUUUGUGUAAAUUUAUAAUUGAACAAUAUUCAUAUAUUAAUUUUAACCGUUUUUAAUGAUCAUCGAAGUAUUGAAAAAGGGAAUCACAAUAAAUGGAUCAACUUUUA
Messenger RNA from Magallana angulata, 5583 nucleotides. RefSeq lists its product as uncharacterized. Gene Ontology annotation, biological process: iron ion transport. Bases 761 to 4495 code for a protein of 1244 amino acids. Gene Ontology annotation, molecular function: copper ion binding; oxidoreductase activity. Gene Ontology annotation, cellular component: plasma membrane. The transcript is spliced from 11 exons. The record is from RefSeq and is a predicted model, not a curated record. Lineage: Eukaryota; Metazoa; Mollusca; Bivalvia; Ostreida; Ostreidae.